UUUUAUUUCCUCUCUGAAUAUUUUCCCUUAGACAGCUAACGUUACAUCGCACGGGCCGUUUAGAAGCAAUAAACAACGAUUUUUGUUACAUAUAUAGAAUAGAUCUGCGGUCAGCACAAACAUGUCGCACACAAUUUUGCUUGUCCAACCAACCAAGAGACCUGAGGGCCGCACAUAUGCUGACUAUGAGUCAGUGAAUGAAUGCAUGGAAGGUGUUUGCAAAAUGUAUGAAGAGCAUCUUAAGAGGAUGAAUCCAAACAGUCCCUCUAUCACUUAUGACAUUAGUCAGUUGUUUGACUUUAUUGACGACUUGGCAGAUCUGAGCUGUCUUGUGUACAGAGCUGACACUCAAACAUACCAACCAUACAACAAAGACUGGAUCAAGGAGAAGAUAUAUGUCCUGCUGCGGCGUCAGGCUCAGCAGGCAGCAAAGUAAAGGCAUCAGUGAGGAGCUGUCCUGCUACACACACUGCAAAGGACUUUACUGUACAUUGGGAAAUGAAGGGAUUUGAAAAAUGGGAAAUGGAGUCGUGCUUUGCAGCAUGCAUAUGUUUGUCAUUUGUUACACUAUAAUGAGAGUGCGGCUAAUGGCUGCAAGAUGGAGAGGGAUCCCUGCUCGGAGAAAUGCUCCCCAGCCUAGAUAAAAACAUUUUUUUGUUUGUCAGAUUUUUAACCGUGUGCUUUCAGUUCCCUUAAAAGUUAUGUGAUGUUUUUUUUUUCUAUAUACCUUUACUGGGCAGUUAAAUUUCAACAUGUUGUGUAUUUUGAAUGCAGGUGAUUUUGGGUUUUUUUUUUUUAUGAGAGAAGUGUCUGCAGACUGACCCGUUUAACUGAUCCCAGAAGAUUUAUUUUCCACAUUUCGUUGUUAUUACUAUUAUUACUAUAUCCUACCAUCAUGAUGUAAAAUGGUGUUUUUGUAUACAUUUUGCGUAGAAUCUGAUUUCAACUAUCCAUGUUGCUAUUUUCUUUGAUUCAAAUUAAACAGUUGUUUUCUG
Micropterus dolomieu (smallmouth bass) is the source of this 995-nucleotide messenger RNA. RefSeq names its product ERH mRNA splicing and mitosis factor (gene erh). The record is from RefSeq and is a predicted model, not a curated record. The coding region runs from base 122 to 436 and encodes 104 amino acids. NCBI's taxonomy places the organism in Eukaryota, Metazoa, Chordata, Actinopteri, Centrarchiformes, Centrarchidae. The transcript has 4 exons.